This is a messenger RNA of Hydractinia symbiolongicarpus, 3823 nucleotides long. RefSeq names its product cationic amino acid transporter 2-like. Gene Ontology annotation, cellular component: plasma membrane. The record is from RefSeq and is a predicted model, not a curated record. Bases 669 to 2612 code for a protein of 647 amino acids. Gene Ontology annotation, molecular function: amino acid transmembrane transporter activity. NCBI's taxonomy places the organism in Eukaryota, Metazoa, Cnidaria, Hydrozoa, Anthoathecata, Hydractiniidae. Gene Ontology annotation, biological process: amino acid transport; transmembrane transport. The transcript is spliced from 2 exons.
AGUCGUUACUUAAUGCUGUCUAAGCCCUGUCUAAACUUUCGUAUGAGAGAGACUUUAUUUUGAUUUCCUAGGAGAAAGUUUUAGGUAGCUACUAGGCUAGCAUAAUGUUAAGAAUCGUAGCUUAAUGACUGCCGAAAAAAAACUUCAUGGGUUUAUUUGUAAUUUUUCAGUGUUACAGAUGGCUAUACGCAUGCGCGUGGGAACCUAACGAACUGUUCUUACUCAGUUAAGAUCAAUGAUGUGCAAAAAAUCAUCAAAACAACUGUUUCAAAACAGACAACCGACAUUUUGAAAGGAAUUUUGUUCCUAAGCAACAAAGGGUUUGUGGUAAAAUAUGCAGAACAAGAUGUACAAAUUUUAAAUCGCUAAUAUAUGCAUUGUGCACUCGCCCCAAUCCUCCGAAACAGGUCGUUAAAGCGAAUUGAUAGAGUUGAGCAUGCUAAGCGGUUGUAAAAAAUAAAAACAAACGUGAAAUGUUAGAAAAGAUACAUUAGUGGUAUUAUUGUUAUACAGAAUUGGGAAAGGUGGCGAUGCAGUUAGCGGUGUGUAUAUAGACUUUGUGGCAAAAUCAAUUCCAAUUAUUCAUUUAAACGAUCAGUGUUAGAGAUAUUCAGAGCAAUACGGUUUAAAAGAGAACUAAAACGAACGAACUGGGUAACGUGCUGGUCAUGGGGCUCAGUGAUCUAACUAAUACUUGGUUUGGGAUUGUCUUCAGACGAAAAAAGAUUUUGCGAAGGUCGGCAGUACAACAAGGUUUUUCAAAAUGUCUGAGUACUCAUCAGUUGAUUCAUUUGGGAAUUGGUGCGACCUUAGGCGCCGGAACGUAUGUUGUAACCGGUCAAGUAGCAGCCAACAUGGCGGGACCGGCUGUGGUGAUAUCCUUUACCAUAGCUGCAGUGACAUCAAUUUUAUCUGGUCUAUGCUAUGCUGAAUUUGGAGCACGUGUUCCGCAAACUACUGGAAGUGCUUAUACCUACAGUUAUGUCACAGUCGGCGAAAUAUGGGCUUUUUUUAUUGGUUGGAAUUUAAUUCUUGAGUACAUGAUUGGCACAGCAGCUGAUGCUGCCGCAUUGUCCGGAUCGUUUGAUUAUGUUAUAGGUUACCAGAUAAAAAACUGGACACUAGAAAACAUAGGAACAUUUAAUACUGAAUAUUUAGGAGGCUACCCAGAUAUUUUGUCAUUUAUUGUUACAAUCAUAGUUACAAUUGUGUUAGCUUUCGGUGUUAGAGAAUCUGCUCAUUUUACGGUUGCAUUCAAUAUCUUUAACAUUGUUGUAAUUAUAUUUAUAAUAGUCACCGGAUUAUUUUAUGUCGACAUCAAUAAUUGGACAAGUGGUGCUGGUUUCUUUCCCUACGGAGCGUCCGGUGUGUUAUCCGGUGCAGCCACUUGCUUUUAUGCUUUUGUUGGGUUUGAUAUCAUUGCAACAACCGGUGAAGAAGCAAAAAAUCCAUCAAAAUCAAUUCCGAUAGCUAUAAUAGCGUCUUUGGUGAUUAUAUUUUUAUGUUAUUUCGGCGUUUCUGCUGUUAUUACACUGAUCAUGCCAUUCGACCAAUUAGAUAAACUCUCUCCAAUACCAGCAGCCUUUGCGCAAAGAGGAUUGUCAUGGGCACGCUAUGUAAUUUCAAUUGGUGCAAUAUGUGGUUUAAGUUCGAGUUUGCUGGGAAAUUUAUUCCCUUUACCUCGCAUAAUUUUUGCUAUGGCGCAGGACGGACUUUUAUUUUCGAUGUUUAAGCAAAUGAGUUCGAGAACGUUAGUACCAGUCAACGCCACUAUAUAUCCUGGUAUUUUAACUGCUGUGUUUGCCUUGCUAUUUGAUCUGGCCGAGCUUGUUGAAAUGAUGUCAAUUGGGACACUUUUGGCAUAUACUUUGGUUUCAUUGUGUGUUCUCAUUCUACGAUACCAACCGGACGAAUAUUUUCGUGACGAUCACCAGAUGCAGCCUCUCAUUGAGGCGCAAAGUGGCAGCGAGACUGAAGAACUAGCCGAUGAGGAGAGUUUAGAACGUACUUCUAGUACUGUGAAUGUUCCUAAACGCUCGGAAGAAACCACGGAAGAAGAGACACUUUUUAAUGAGAGCCACUUAAAGACUCCGCCGAGGUUAGAGACAAUCUAUUCACCUAAAAAACUCCCUGAAACUGCUUGUGAUGAUAAAAGUGAGGAAGAAAACAAGCCGUCGAGAUUAGAUCGAGAAAAACACGAUAAACGUGAGCCGACAGAAGUGACUGGUCGUAUUGUGACGUGUGCUUGUCUGACAUUGUUUCUGUGGUUUUUUGGAUUUAAUAGUACGUUGCUAUACGCAUUUGAUCAAAUCUAUGCUAAAGAAAUGUGGGCUAUACUUCUGUUGAUUUUUUUUGGACUUCUUAUGAUAAUAUCUAUAGGCUUAAUUUACACUAUGCCACAGUCAAGUAAAAGAUUUGGAUUUAUGGCGCCGUGUGUACCCGCCUUACCCAUACUAGCUAUAUAUGCAAACACAUUUUUGAUGUUGAAACUGUCCAAAAUAACUUGGAUUCGAUUUGGAGUUUGGAUGGUUCUAGGAACGGGUAUUUAUUUAUUUUACGGAACGUGUCAUAGCAAAGCGGAUAAUGAAGUCACACGUGAAGAAAGGACUUGAAAAUUGUUGUUUUAACAUUUAAUCAGUUGAUUUAUUUACAACUUAUGAUUGAUCUAUUAUCUAACAAAUCUUAGUGCUUUAAAAAAUUUUUUAAAUGCUGUAUGCCUAAUGCACAUUUCCGACAUUUCUGUAGCAUGGCUACACCGUAUUUCUAUUAGCGCCUGGGGAAUUUGUUUAAUUUUGGGACUUUAAUGAGAAUUGCACCUCAACAAAACAGAAAUAAACCUACACACUAUAGUUUAUUAAAGAAAUCCUAAAUAGGUACCGAGCAACGUGUUAUGGCUUGAGCGGUUUUUUGAAAAUAAAGAGGUGCUUGUUCGAGUAAAUGCGAUAUGCUAAAAUUAUAUAUUGCUAAAAUCUUUUUUUAACAUAAUGGACCUGACUUGAUCUUUGUAUGUUUUUCCUAAAUAUUACUUUAGAGCAGCGAAUAAUUCAGGAGUGGUAAUAAACGAAAGAGUGGCCAUUAAAAAUGUAAUAGAAAAUAAUAAAUGGAGGUGGAGCAGAGGUGGUGGAGGGUGGGAAAUAGGAAACAUAGAUACUGCCAUGUUAAUUUUUAUAAUCGAGCUUAUUUGGUUACUCUUGUAUGUGGAGCAACAUCGUUGUUCAUUUUUUUUCUUUAACUUUUAUAUUGCAUUUCAAUAUGCCGUUUUAUUCAAGAAUCCGGAAAGAAUGAUUAUUUGAUACUCUGAAUAACAAUAUUAGAAUAUUCAUUACGUAAUAUUUUCUAGUAUAACUGUAGUUUUGUAUCUUCAGAAAAUAAUAUAGAUUUAAAUAAUACACUCAAUCAUAAUGCCGUGUUUUUCCUGCGCGCAGAAAUGGAGAUAACUUUUCUGCUUAGUUUGUUUUCUGCGCGCGCAUCGGGCUUUAUGUAAUCACUUAGAUGCGUGCGCAAGUAAAUAACGGGACUGUGAUUCCAUGUAUUUAAAUGUCGUUAUUUAUACAUUUCCUCAAAGAGGAACUGGGGAAGAAGUGGAAAUAUUUCCCAUUCUAAAGGUAUUUACAAUUAAAAUUAGAAUACUACUACACUUACUGUGUAGCAAGCUCUACAGACUAAAGGUGGGUUUCCACUCAAACGAAUGUGGUCAAAUCGAUCGACGUCGAUCGCAUCUAUGUUACUAAAAAAAUAGAACAUUGCAUAAUAUUCGUCGAUCGACAUCGACUUGCCGGUGUCACCGUAAAAACAUACUCCCCUAAAAGUUUACUCCCCAGUA